Molecule: messenger RNA, 3709 nt
Organism: Hibiscus syriacus
Lineage: Eukaryota; Viridiplantae; Streptophyta; Magnoliopsida; Malvales; Malvaceae
Exons: 5
Coding region: 47-3361 (1104 amino acids)
Biological process (GO): DNA repair
Molecular function (GO): DNA binding
Source: RefSeq, a predicted model, not a curated record
ACAAGUAAAUCUUCACGUCGGGGAGAAAUCCUAUGAAAGGUCAGACAUGUUGGAAUGUCCAGUUUGUGGGGCAUUUUCUGCUUCAACAGUGAAUGCGUUGAAUGCUCAUGUUGAUAGCUGCCUUGCUCAAGCAUCUAGACAAGCGAGGCGCCAAAUGAGGAUGCUAAUUAGGCCUACAAAAUCAAGAACCCCCAAGAAACGUUCCAUCACUGAGAUUUUUGCUGUGGCUCCUCAGAUCCAGAAGGUUGAUGCUCUUGAGGAAGAUGAAAAUGGAGGCCUGGAAGAGUUGAAUUGCAAGACUGAGAGGCCAAAGAAGAAGAAAGUGGCAAUCGUGAAAAAGUUGAUGAACAAAAGGACUAAGUUGAAAAAGAAGAAUAACAAGCAAAAUGGGCUGAUGAUUGUUAACAAGGAAAAUGGUACCAAGCUGAAGCUGCAAACUCCUGUCAAUUUCAGUAGAAAAGCUAAUCAUACACUGUGCAAUAGGGGCUCGAAUGCGAUUGCUGUCCCUGGAGAGAAACCAAGUCUGAAAUGCAUGUCUGCAAAGAAGAAAAGGAAGGUGGUUCAAGCAUCGCAACUAAUUGUAGAGUGUGAAAAGCCAUGUUCGCCUGUUCGUGGCAUUCUCAAGAACCCGGUCAAAAGUAUUUCUGGGAAAAAUGCUGUAACAUGCAAUUUGAGGGUCACUACUCUAGCAAGCACCAGUGGCAUUCAACAUUCAGUCAGGCAUGUCAGUUUCUCAGGUAAGGAUGACAUACUUGGUCCACAUAAGAAACAUGUUGCUUCAUUCGAGGAAAAUAUCUGCCGUGUUGAUUCCGAUUCACUUGAGCUGUUGGAAAAAGGCCACGAGAAUGAUGACGAUAAAGAAUUUCCGACUGGAGAGAGAAACACAAGUGACGAUGAGGAUGUCUCUUUUAGCACAGAAAAUGAGAUUACGGUGCAAGAUGCAAAGGAGAAGCAACUGUGGCCUGAUAUGCAUUAUAAUGAUUAUAUACCAAAAUUUCUCGGACCACGUAUCUCGGCGCAAGAAAAAGAAAAUCAAUUUUCAAAUCGAUCUUUGCGUCCAGGUCAAGUCGUAUUAGGGUCUGGUAAUUUGCAUAUGUCUAACCAAGGUAAUCAAACUGCAUUUCAUAGCCCUCCGUAUGCUGUGGCUCCUAGACACUUCUCUGCAGUGGAAGGGAUCCAGAAUCCUUUUUCCAACUCUCAAGUAGGUGGGGGUGUUUCAACAAUUUUGAAAUGCAGUUCCCAAUUUGUUGAUUAUUUUGGAGAUCGCACCCAGGAAGUCGCUAUAAGUUCUAAGGCAAGUCCGAGGGCAUCUUUGCAUCCUUCAUCAUCUGGUUUUUCUUCGAGUAAAAACGCAAAUGGAAAUUCCCCGUUUACAUCACAAUUCGCAUCACAAAAUGUUUCUGGUCAUGCUUUGUCUCAUCAGCUAUUGUAUCGGCCGACUCCUAGUGAACUGAGGGGGAGGUUGUGUCCCUUCCUGGACCGUGAAUGGAAGGAAGUUGCCUUAAGAGAAAAGUUCCGGGACGAGGAAUUUUUGGGCUUGCCUCUUAAUUCACUAGGUGAACUAGUGCAGACCAAUGCAAAUGGAAAAGGAGGACUCAACCAGCAAAAGAAACCGAAUCCAACACCAGGUUCUUCCAAUAGCAUUAAAAAUCUCCGCUUGCCACGGGGCGUGGAUGAUCAUUCAGUCAUGAAAGGGAAGCAUUUUAUUGAAAGAGCACUUCCAAACUACUUAUUUCCUGCUCAGAAUCAAAUGAACAUACAUUCAUCGGCUAGAGUAGGGGCUGCAGAUUUACAAGACCAUAGAAAAGAUGGCUACUUUACAAAUUCUGAUAGGAGAUGCAGCCGCUUUGAUUGUUUGAUGGAUUCAGACAUAAAUCUGAUGAACAUCUCUUUCAGUGGAUGCGAACAAUAUGACCAGUUUCAGAACCCAAAGGAAAAAGACAUGAGCCAUGCAACGGAAACUGCAGAGAUGUUGCUGAAUAGUGCCACUGCAACAAUAAGGUUGAUGGGAAAAGAUGUUACAAUUCGUCAAAGCAGCGAUGAAAGACAAGGAUUUGCAGAUGCUCCUAAAAGUACUGCCCUUCAGAAUUCCUGUGUUAAUAAACAUUUUCAGCAAGACUGGCAUCUGGAUCGAGCAUCAGGAAUGCGUAGUGAAGCAACUGUUCGACAAUUUGAAAUAGCGAGAAAUCAGGCCUUUCCCAGCAAUGUACUCAUGAAGCCUCUUGAAUCUAAUUUCUUUCAACCAAGCCUUAACUGGCAAGCAAAUCCGGAAUUCCAAAAUAGCAGCAGCAUUACAUUUGCUCAAGAUCCUAGUCCAAGCUCACACCAUUUUGCUCAUCCACAUACAUCCCAUGCUACAUUUGAAAAUGGAGCUGACUUUCAUCAGUCUUUCUUAUCAGGAACAGAAGCAUUAAGAGUUACUUCCCGACAACCGGCUGUAUCUGCUUCACGCCGAAAGUAUCAGAAUAUAAAGGGGUAUUCUGUUGAACUCGAAAACAACCAGAAUCUACAGAAUGCUGGAAAGUCAUCUUUCAACUUUCCCUUUUUGCACCCAGAUCAUGUUGAACAAGUCCAACCAUAUUGGUGUCCAGAAUCCUCAAAGAGCCUGAUCCCACGGUUAUUACAAGCAACACAGCAAGUGCAGGCACCUAGUACACCUUCUCAACUGUUUCCUGAUGUGGGUGGUAGACAUUGUCCGCAUUCUGCUCAUACUAGUUUUCUUAUUAACCGCUCGGUUCCUCGUUUUCCAAUAGUUUCUUAUGAUCGCAAUCCAUCUUUAGUUCACUCCCCAUUCACCUCAUCGCUCCCGGUAGUUAAACCAACAUCUGUUAACCUAAGCCAGAGGAAUGGAAUCAAGUUCAAAGACAGAAUGAAGUCAAAAAUUGUCAGCAGUAAGGAUUCUGAUAUUUGCCAGAAGACAAGGAAGGGGCCUGCGCUUAAAGCAGAUUAUCCAAUGAAUCCCAUGAAGGUAAAAAAUCUAGGAAUUCGAGAUGAAUCAAGAGCUGCAACUCGGUUGACAAGAGAAAACUUCACUGAUGACAUUCAACGUAACAUGGAAUCACUUGAAAUCGAACCUGAAAGGAAUGAAGCAAGCUUUGGAGGAUGGAUUCCAAACCAGUCUCAAUGCAUUGAGUUUGGACUUUCAGCUGGAAUCGGUUCUUCCAAUGUUGAUUCAUAUGGUGUGACAAGAUUGAGUCCAAUUAAACUGAGUCCUGGAGUGAAGCACAUCCUGCAACCCAACCAAAAUGCGGAUCAGGAUAACUCAAGGUUGAUCCAUUCAACCAUCCCUUUUGCAUCCCUGACCAAGAGCGGCAACAUGUCGGAUACUCGGAAGAAAUCAACAAAGAUUUACAGGUUUUAGACUGUCUACUAGCCUAGCGGGAUACGAGGCCGAAUUUCAAUGCUCCUUGCUUUCAAGUUCCGUGGAAUCAAUUAAAGAAUGAAGCUCAGGUUUCAUGAUUUGCUGCCAUCAUCAACCAGUGAGGUUGUAUAUUUAUAUACAUAUGUUGUAUUGACGGACAUAAAGAGCAAAAAAACCCCCCCAAAAAAAAUCACUUGCAUCAGUUAAAUUAUUACAUCAUGAAUGAAGCUCUAGGCCAAGUGUUCCAACAAAAAGUUGUGUUCUUAAUUUAAGGUUUGUGUACUGGGAAUUUGGAACCCAAAGUAGUAAAAGUGGAUUUAUGCUUUCACAGACCAUUUUCUUAUUAAA